CAUCUACAGUUCUCAACUACUUUGACUGUUUCAACAUUCAUGCAACGUGAAUGGCUAACAUGAGGUCAAUUGGCAAGGCGCGCACUUCUCAGCCUUUGUCUGAUGCUGGCCCUCAAGUCGAUGCGGGUGCCUCCGACGGCAACCGAGCACGCGACAACAUUUCAAGGGUUACCGUCAGAAAUUCUUGAUAUUAUCGCCAACCAAAUCUAUGAUGGUGGAUUGGGUCAAGUCGACGAACUCCUCACAUUGUCACUUGUGUCUCGUCCAUUCCGGCGUUCAGCGCUUCCGCUUUUGUUCAAGACUGUGUCACAUGUUGUAAGGGACCGGCUGGACCAAAAUGAACACGGAGCACUUCGUCGACUUCUGAACCAUCCUCAUCUACUUCGAUACAUUCAAAUCGUACAUGUUGUCCGCCCAACGGCAGCUCAUGGAUUUGUACCUUCAUUAGAUCACGCUACCACACAACGUCUCACCCGCGAGCAUACAUCGUCCGACCUCCAAGUUCUCAAGGAAGCCUUACCUUUGAUGACUCGUCUUCGUUGCGUUCGCCUGGACUGUUCUGCCGCAGUCGCCUACCAGGUUCUACAAAUGUUGCCCGUUGAUCAGAUCUAUGAAAUCGUCUUCGACAAUCUCUAUUCCUCAUCGAAUUGGCCGACGAUGAUUGAGGCAACUACUGAAUUAGCAACCCUAGCAAGGCGCCAUCGACUUGGCCUUGGCGCUUUCGGAGCAUCUCCGCCACGAGGCAGUGCCGUCCCUCAAGCGACAUACGAUGCCAUAACGAAGGCAUUUGCCAUCGACCUGCAUAUGGCAUGGCUUCUGAAAGACGACCAGAACAAUCAUACCCUGCAAGCAGGGAUUACGCCUUGCUCAGGCAUCCCAGAGACUCCUUCGUGGAUGGAACUGCGGCUUCUGAUCAGACGCGCACCUGGAACUCACCAUUCGCUACGUGACCUUGACCUGGCGGUGAUACCAUGGAUGAACCUCCGGAGAUUGUCAAUUGUGUGGGAGUACACGAUGCCGCUGAACCAAUUUAUACACGACGUUGCGCCAAAGCUCACAAAUCUCGAAGCGCUACGCCUUCGUGCUGACCAUCAAAGACUAUAUCAUCCAGCAUGCAGGUAUGAAAUCCCCACAAUGGGAUUAUUUGCGGAUACACCAAUCGUUCCUGCCUUCGAAGUCGACUUCUCACAUAUGAAGCAACUACAGGAUCUUGAGAUUGAUGGGAUGUGCAACCAUAUCCCAAUCAUAAGCUUGCUUGGACCCAACCUGCGAAGCCUACGGUUACAUCGUGAAGACGCCUUGUGGUCUGUGUAUAGUGCCGAAAGCCAGCGAUCUCACGCCGACAUCCUUUUCGCCAGUAGAGUCUCACCCGGUUUGGAACGUCUUGAGUUGGACAUCGGCUACAUCGAGAACCUCUGGCAUCCGACGGCCAUUCCCGGGGUGGAUGUUGACGUCGAGCAAUACGCAUUCCUGAAUGCCAUCUCCAAGUUUCGCAGCCUCCGAUACCUUCGGCUAUUUCCUCCUUUUGUCCCCAAAGAUUCUCCACGCUGGAGUCGGAGUGUGCGGCACUGCGUUCCUGUUUCGGACGAUCAAGCGAUUCGUGUUUUCGAGUAUUUGCGCAAGGAAUGUCGAUCGCUUCAAGUGCUGUCCAUUGCUGCGAUACCAUCAUUAGUCAACAUUGACACAAUGUGUUGGGAAGUCAAGCGACGAGGUGACAAGACCGUACUGACGACGAAGCACCGCGAGAGGAAUUACCAGCAUCGACAGAUAUGGGAGGGCCAGCGGAGGAUCACCAGCGAGAUCAAGAGAUUCACUACGCCACAAACGUAUCUCACUGAUUCGGAGGGUUGGAUUUUGACGCGCAACGACCUUCAUGAUAUUCGUUGACUAGUCAAUAGCCUCGGCGAUGGCAAGCUUUGAAUAUGCCGGUAGUCUAGGUGGACAAUUCGAGCCUGAUGGUAAUUCUGUUCCUGACGAUAG
Molecule: messenger RNA, 1980 nt
Organism: Exophiala viscosa
Lineage: Eukaryota; Fungi; Ascomycota; Eurotiomycetes; Chaetothyriales; Herpotrichiellaceae
Exons: 1
Coding region: 103-1887 (594 amino acids)
Source: RefSeq, a predicted model, not a curated record